AUGGAAAUAAACCCGGAAGAAGGAACCUUAUGCGAUACAACAAAUUCAGGGCUGGGCGCUUCAAUCGGUAUCGAACUUGGACCGAUAUCGGAAAAAUAUUACGACGAGGAGUACGUGGAGAGCAAUGACGUGAGGAGCGUAUUCCUCAACCUAAUCGCCGGACUGAUGGUUGAGAGGCCGGCCGAUUAUGUAACCUACAUCGAAAGUAAGUUGAAAGAGAUUCAGCACGAGAAAAACCUCGAGAAGAAACGAUUUGUAGUGCCACUGGUCGGCAAUAUCGACUUGGGACCAAUUCAAUGUAGAGAAAAGUCUAAGUCAGAAAAAAAUGAAAAAUUUGCGAAAGUGAUAAAAAGAGCAAACGGAUUCAAGUUCGCCGAUGCAUUCCAUCCGUCCAUGAGUCCCAUCAAACGAGAACUGUACCAUUAUUGUCCGGAUGAUAGUCAGGUUUCUACACCCAAAAAUGAGAAAUUCAAGCUGGACCCAAAACAUCCUAUCGACGUUUAUGAUCUGGCUAGUAGAAUUGAAAUACCGAGAGGUUUUGGGACGUUCGAAGAAAUGGUGAAAACCGAAAAGGAACUCUUUGACAUCACACUCAUCAAUCCAUCUCUGCCAUUUAAUUUUGAAUUGAAAAAAUAA
Messenger RNA from Helobdella robusta, 636 nucleotides. RefSeq lists its product as hypothetical. The transcript has 2 exons. The coding region runs from base 1 to 636 and encodes 211 amino acids. The record is from RefSeq and is a predicted model, not a curated record. NCBI's taxonomy places the organism in Eukaryota, Metazoa, Annelida, Clitellata, Rhynchobdellida, Glossiphoniidae.